AUGAAUGUUACAAAUGUGAAUGAGUAUGAAGCAAUUGCAAAGGAAAAAUUGUCCAAGCAGUUUUAUGACUACUUUGCAACAGGAGCAGAAGAUCAGUGGACUUUGAAAGAGAACCGGAAUGCAUUCUCAAGGAUUCUGUUCAGACCACGAAUUCUUAUCGAUGUAAGCAAGAUAGACUUGAGAACAACAGUAUUAGGCCUCAAUAUAUCAAUGCCUAUCAUGAUUUCUCCUACAGCCGCGCAAAAGAUGGCUCACCCUGAAGGAGAAUACGCUACUGCUAGAGCAGCAUCGGCAGCUGGCACAAUCAUGACACUAUCCUCAUGGGCUACUUCAAGUGUUGAGGAGGUGGCUUCAACCGGACCUGGCAUUCGUUUCCUCCAAAUCUAUCUGUUGAAAGACAGAAGUAUGGUUACUCAACUUAUUAGAAGAGCUGAAAAUGCUGGUUUCAAGGCAAUUGUCCUCACAGCAGAUUCUCCAGUUCUUGGUCGUAAGGAGGCUAUAUUAAAAAGCAGAUUUACAUUGCCAUCAUACAUGAGAAUGAAGAAUUUUGAAGACAUGGAUCUUGAAAAGUUGGCUAAGCACUCUGGUGACAAUUCUGCUGUUAACGGCCAAUGUGACCAAUCACUCACCUGGAAGGAUGUAAAAUGGCUUCAAACAAUCACCUCAUUGCCAAUCAUAGUGAAAGGCGUACUUACUGCUGAAGAUACUAGGUUAGCUAUGCAAGCUGGAGUUGCUGGAAUCAUCGUUUCCAAUCACGGUGGUCGCCAACUUGACUUUGUCCCGGCAACUAUUAUGGCUUUGGAAGAGGUUGUCCAAGCUGCAGAAGGAAGAGUCCCCGUUUUUAUGGAUGGUGGAGUCCGUCGAGGGACAGAUGUCUUUAAGGCAUUGGCUCUUGGAGCAUCUGGUGUAUUUAUUGGAAGACCUGUGGUGUUCUCAUUGGCUGCUGAUGGUGAAGCUGGUGUAAGAAAUGUACUUAAAAUGCUUCACAAUGAGCUUGAAAUAAACAUGGCACUAUGUGGUUGCCGUUCACUUAAAGACAUAACUCGUGACCAUGUUGUCACAGAGUGGGAUCGCCCAAGAAUUUCUCCAAGGUUGUGAGAUCUAUAAUUUAUAUUGGUGGAGCAUGAGUAGGGGUACUCAUCAAGAAACUGAUAUAUUAUAUAAAUUUAAUUCUAUUCUAAUAUGUUAGACCAAUCAUUUAUAAAAAAUAUCGUAGGAGACCAAUGUAAGUGCGUCGGUUUCCUGAUUAUUGAAAUAGGACUGUUAUAGAUUAUGUUUUAAUUAGGACAGUUCUGGUUAUGUGUGACAGUUAUGCAUGGAAUGCGGGAAUGGAUCCAUGUAACAUAUUGCCGUAUUUUUGUUCUUUCGAUUUUGUAUUGGCAUGGAUUGAUUAAAUAAAUAAACUCCUCUGUUGUUCCCUUAAAUAAAUAGCUUGUUUUUGAGACAGCUUUUGAGAUGUUACCUGCCAAGGAUACAAAAGCAGUAAUAGAGGCAAUGGAACUUUUCC
This is a messenger RNA of Medicago truncatula (barrel medic), 1507 nucleotides long. RefSeq names its product (S)-2-hydroxy-acid oxidase GLO1. Gene Ontology annotation, cellular component: peroxisome. Gene Ontology annotation, molecular function: FMN binding; (S)-2-hydroxy-acid oxidase activity. The transcript is spliced from 11 exons. The record is from RefSeq and is a predicted model, not a curated record. Bases 1 to 1098 code for a protein of 365 amino acids. NCBI's taxonomy places the organism in Eukaryota, Viridiplantae, Streptophyta, Magnoliopsida, Fabales, Fabaceae.